ACGUAUCGAUAUGUCUUUACAAUUGGAUAUAUCUAGUCUGAUGUCAAGAAUAAGUUUUAUUGAAGAUAAAGAUACAGACUUUAACAUGACUUUGCAAAUUGCUCCUAAAAACAAUAUACAUGAGACAUUAACGUACCAUCAAAAAUUUGCUGAUUUUGUGUAUAAUGUUGGUUAUAACUAUCAAUACGGCAUUGGGGUUGAAAAAAAUGAUUAUAAGGCGUUCAUUUAUUAUAAGAAAUCUGCUGAGAUAGGGCAUGUAGAUGGUGCAUUUAAUAUUGGUU
Molecule: messenger RNA, 281 nt
Organism: Dentiscutata erythropus
Lineage: Eukaryota; Fungi; Glomeromycota; Glomeromycetes; Diversisporales; Gigasporaceae
Source: the annotation of a GenBank genome assembly